Molecule: messenger RNA, 3406 nt
Organism: Bombus terrestris (buff-tailed bumblebee)
Lineage: Eukaryota; Metazoa; Arthropoda; Insecta; Hymenoptera; Apidae
Exons: 6
Coding region: 127-1470 (447 amino acids)
Biological process (GO): negative regulation of phosphatase activity
Molecular function (GO): phosphatase binding
Source: RefSeq, a predicted model, not a curated record
AAUUAAUUUAUGUAGUAUUGAGUGUUAAUUUGCUCUUCAUUUUUCUUUUAGUUAACCUGACUUCUUACUAAUUCCAUUAUUAUGAAUGAAACGUAUCAUUUUAGUUUAUUAUAUUGAUAUUUAGAAAUGGAAGAAAGAUAUUUUGGAUGGGAUGAAAUUUCUGAUGGAUUACUUUUAUUAAGUACACAAAAGACUGAGGAUGAGCAUACCAAAAAGACUAAACUACAAUCUGAUCCUAAUCAUGUAUCAAAGGUAUAUUGUCCGCACUCAUACUUGAUUUUAAAUUUCCAUGAAACCUUAAGUCAACGUGAUAAGCUCAAAUUUAGGAAAUAUUAUUUAAGGAAGGUAGCUCCAAAUGAACCAAAUGUUAUUAUUUUACAAGAUAUAAAGGAUCUUGUAAUGUAUUUAUUAAUCAGUCACAUAAGUCCUCAAUUUGUGAAUUUCUUCUUUUUACCAAUUGUGGAUCGCUUUUUGAGAGCUGCAAUACUUUAUUUUCAAUAUUAUGUGAUAACAUGGGAAGAAUUAAUGAAAGAACGUACAGCUACUAUGAAAAAAGCACCAAAUCCUUUGGCUCAAGGCUAUAGAUAUAGAUAUGCAGAAGAAAUGCAAAUUCUUCGUUGUGUCUUAGGUAGAGAAUAUGCUGAUUUAAUAGUAGGUUGUCAUGAUGUUAUACAAUAUCAUCAUAUGACUGGUGGAAAAAAAGGAGCUCCAUCUGUGACACAAUCUCAAGGAGAAAAGGAUUUACGAAUAUUUGAGGUAUUAAUCUGUAUGACACAUCGUAUUGUCUGGAUAGCUUUAGAACGCAAGUAUUUCAGUUUGAUUGAAAUAGAAUUGCACAGAUUAUUUAGAACUGAAACAUAUAAUAUAGCUGAAAGACGAAGUCAUAUCAUUCAAGAUAUGUUACCUAAUGAUAUCCAAGUAUUACAAGGUCACAAAAUACAAGUAAAAAGAAAAUUAUUAAGAAAUUCACCCUUAAUACAAGGAUUGAUAUACUCAGAUUCUGACUAUCGUCUUCUAUCUUUAGGAAUAGAGGACAAUUCAAAUGACGAACGCAUUCUUUAUUUGAAAUAUGCACUUGUUGCUAAAGAAGAUAAAUUACAUGAACUGGGAAUAAAAGUAGGAAUUUUAGGAGAAAAUAGAACUAAUUAUGAUAUCCUACUAAUGCCUCUGGAAGAAAAAAACGAAGAACAAGACAAAACUCAAUUAUCAGAUAGAAGAAAACAUGAAAAAAAAAAAAGUGUUAAGGAUACAAUGCAAGAUGCACAAAUAUCUAUAAAAGUACAAAGACUUCCGUCUUUUCAAACCAAACCCAAUCUAACACAAGACUUUUCAACGAGAACAAUUAAUAUUUCACCAAAAGGCUACAAAAUUGCGCGUCAAAAAGCAAGGAAAAGGUGGUUGAUUAGAGAAAUUAAACGGCAAGGAUAUAAAGAAACGGAUACAUACUCAAUAGCAACGAUGAUAGAUUAAUUAUUUUUUUGAAAAUAAAUUAAGAAUUAUAAGCAUAUUUGUGUCAUAAUAUAAAUUAUCGUAAUUUGAAUAACAUUCUCUUUUAAUUGAAAAUUUAUAAACUUCUUCUAUGCUAUUAUGUGAGCAAAUAUAAAUGUUACAAAUUCUUAGUUUACGUUAGUUAUAUUUUUAAAUAAAUAAAAUUUUGAAAUUUGUAUUAUUUGAAUUAAACAUAUGAUAUAUAUAAUAUAUACAAAUACAAAUUAAAAGAUAUACAAAUAUAUACAAAUAUAUCGUUAUAACACAACAAAUAAUAACAAACAACAAAUUUUUGUUGAGUAUGUUUGUUGAAUUAAAGUAAAAUAAAUAGAACACAAAUCAAUGUUGAUUACUAUUUCAAAACUGUUUUAUUUUUCGUGUAAUUACUUAAAGUUAGUAUGAAUUAGUAACAAUUAAAUAUUUGAAAAUAUGUGUCUAUAUUUGGUUUCCUAAAAAAAUUUACUUCAUGCAAUAAUUUAAUUUCUUUACAUUUAAUAUUAUUUUGUAAGAUUGAGUAAUAAUGAAUAAAGAAAUACAAAGUAUUUAUAUUUUUAAUUAUAUAAAAAGAAAACUGUUGAUAACUAAUACAAAAUAUGGAAAACUACUUAAAAUUAUUCGUAACGCGCAUUGAAAAAAUUUAGAAAGAAAAAUACUGAUAAUUAUUUUUAUCGCAUAAGAUAUUAAACAUAGACACAUAUUUCGAAAAUAACGCUUUUAGGAUAUGUGAUAAGGGUGGAUAAACUGAGUACAAUAAGACAAUGUAAAAAAUAUGCUUAUUAUAAUUGGUAAUGCCUAAUAAUGCGUACUAAUGCUGAUAUUUUACAAGGAGAUACAUAUAUAGGUACAUUUGAAGCAAUGCAUUGUUUUAAGAUUAAAUUUUGCAUUGUCCUUAUAUAAAUAAUUACUGUACCUACUUACUACCAUUAUAUAUAAUAACAAUAUAUAUACGACAUUAAUUUAAUCCCAAUAUGGGUUAAAUUGUAAAUUAUAUUGUAUUUCUGUCCAUUUACAAGUGGCAAAUUACUGUCCAUUUGCAUUGGUUUACAUUUAAAACAUUUAUUAUUCAAGAUAUACUUCCUUGCGACCUAUUAUUUAUGAAUAAUGACACGCACAUGUAACGUACAAAAAUUAAUAUCUUAAAUAGUACAUUUGGCACAGAAACUUUGAUAAUAAAAACUAGAUCUCACAAAAAUCUGUACAAUUCUAGUGUCACAAGUAAGUUGUUUUUUCUGCUGCUUUACUCUCUAAUGACAUUUAUUUAUAGUCUACAAAGUGAUUCAACAUAGUUCUUUUUCUUUAAUUUCGAUUACGAUAUGUAUUAAAAUUAUGAUAAUUUGAAAUAUAUUGUGUACAUUUGAAAAUAUUACAUGUACGUAGAUAACUCUAGUGUCAAUACUAUAGCUAUGUUGUAAUCAUUUAAAUGUUAAAUGGCAGUAAAUGAUUUAGUUGUUCUUAUAAUUAACCAGAGGAAUCUAGUUUUUUUUCUCAGAAUCUGUGCCCUCUUACAAUUCUUUAAUCUGAAUUUUAUAUAUUUUUACUUUGAAUAAUAAAAUAAUAUAUCACGUGUCAUCUUUUCUUAUAGGCUGCAAAAGAAAUUGAAUCAUAUUACAAUUACUAAAGAUAUCAAAAAUGAAACUAUUUCGGCACUUCUUAUUAAGUUGAAUCUUUAAUUAUAUGUUACAGUUAUCUAUUACUGAACAUUUAUCUAUAUGAUUAUAAUACAAAAUGAAGAAAAUGAUGAUAGUGGUGAUUAUGCAUAUAUCAAUAAGAUUAUUUGCGAUUACUCGCAUAUAUUAUUACAGCAGGCAGAUGAUAAAAAAUGAAUAUGACCAUUUAUAUGUAUAUGUACUUUUUUUUAAGUUCAGUCAUGUGUUCAUGCAAUUCUAUUUUAUAAAUAAAGUUUCUUAGUAGAAAAUAA